This is a messenger RNA of Aspergillus campestris IBT 28561, 2478 nucleotides long. Its product is annotated as TFIIH/NER complex ATPase/helicase subunit SSL2. The transcript has 3 exons. NCBI's taxonomy places the organism in Eukaryota, Fungi, Ascomycota, Eurotiomycetes, Eurotiales, Aspergillaceae. The record is from RefSeq and is a predicted model, not a curated record. Gene Ontology annotation, molecular function: ATP binding; DNA binding; 3'-5' DNA helicase activity. Gene Ontology annotation, cellular component: transcription preinitiation complex; transcription factor TFIIH holo complex; nucleotide-excision repair factor 3 complex. Gene Ontology annotation, biological process: nucleotide-excision repair; transcription initiation at RNA polymerase II promoter. Bases 1 to 2478 code for a protein of 825 amino acids.
AUGCCUCCUGCAAAGCGCAAAGCGACCGACAGUGGUCGGUCUAGUAGAGCAUCGAAACGAGCAACCCCCGUGCCUGACAUCCACGAGGUUGGCAGUAGCGACGAAUAUUCCGAUUACGAGGAGGAUGCGAAGGUGACUAAAUUGAAAGAGGUCGUCGACAAAUUCUCCCUCGAGUCUUUCAGCAACAAGAGCGAUGGACACGUGCAGAAACACGAUCCAAAUUUCGGCUACAAGGACUUCUCUUCGCUGGAUUUGAAGCCAGACCACGCCAACCGUCCCCUAUGGAUCGAUCCGCUGAAAGGCACCAUCACGCUGGAGAGUUUCUCGCCGUUGGCCCCUCAAGCGCAAGAUUUUCUGACAACGAUCGCCGAGCCUCUUUCGCGUCCGACCCAUAUGCAUGAAUACCGGUUGACGGGGAAUAGUUUGUAUGCGGCCGUGUCUGUCGGUCUUCUCCCUCAGGACAUCAUCAACUUCCUCGACCGACUGUCGAAGACCCCGCUACCAGAUGCCAUCAAAUCUUUCAUCAUCGAUUUCACCAAGUCUUACGGGAAGAUCAAGGUCGUGCUGAAGCAUAAUCGUUUCUUCGUGGAGAGUACCGACCCGGGCAUGCUCCAGAUGCUUCUUCAAGAUGAAGUCAUCGGACCGCAGAGACUGCAGGGGUCGGAAGGGAUCACACAGCAGGCAGCCCCGAAGAUGGGCGGUCUGGUGAUUCCGGGAACGAGAGAUGCUGCCGGUGUGAAACAGACAUCGGAGCAGCAACAGCAACCUGCAGAGGAAGGAGCAGUCGAAAGGACCCAGGAGGACGACCUGCUCCUGGCGAUCCGCGAUGACGACGACGAUGAUGAUCAGGAACAAGUACACAGCUUCGAGAUUCCAAACGAGGCGGUAGAACCAGUCAAAGCCCGCUGUCAGGCCAUGGGCUGUCCGGCUCUGGAAGAGUACGAUUUCCGCAAUGACGAGAUCAACCCGACCUUGGAUAUCGAUUUGAAGCCAAAUGCACGGAUUCGAAGUUAUCAGGAGAAGAGUCUUAGUAAGAUGUUUGGCAACGGACGAGCGAAGAGCGGUAUUAUUGUCUUGCCUUGCGGGGCUGGAAAGACCCUGGUUGGUAUCACUGCUGCUUGUACCAUUAAAAAGGGGACAAUCAUCCUGUGUACGAGCUCCAUGUCCGUGGUGCAGUGGCGAAACGAGUUCUUGCGGUGGUCCAAUAUCGAUCCCGGUGACAUCGCCGUGUUCACAUCCGAUAACAAGGAGAAAUUCCGCCGAUCCACCGGUAUCAUCGUGUCGACAUAUUCGAUGGUUUCCCAGACGCGGGCGCGAUCGCACGAUGCGCAGAAGAUGAUGGAUUGGAUCCAGUCGCGGGAAUGGGGUCUUAUGAUCCUUGACGAAGUGCACGUCGUGCCUGCUUCUAUGUUCCGAAAGGUCACAUCGGCCAUUGCCACGCAGAGCAAGCUCGGUCUGACGGCCACGCUGCUGCGUGAGGACGACAAGAUCAAGGAUUUGAAUUUCCUGAUUGGUCCCAAACUGUACGAAGCCAAUUGGAUGGAACUCGCCGAGCAGGGACACAUUGCGAAGGUCCAAUGUGCCGAGGUGUGGUGCCCAAUGACUACGGAAUUUUACUCUGAAUACAUGAGGGAGAAGUCCAGAAAGGCCGCUCUCCUUUAUAUCAUGAAUCCCCGGAAGUUCCAAGCGGCUCAGUUCUUGAUCGACUACCACGAGAAGCGGGGCGAUAAAGUCAUUGUGUUCUCGGACAAUGUUUAUGCUCUCGAGCGUUAUGCGCUCAAAUUGAACAAGGCUUACAUCUACGGCGGUACUCCUCAGAAUGAGCGGAUGCGAAUUCUCGAGAACUUCCAGCACAACGAGCAAGUCAAUACGAUUUUCCUUUCGAAGAUCGGUGAUACCUCGCUGGAUCUCCCAGAAGCUACCUGUCUGAUCCAGAUCUCUUCGCACUACGGUUCUCGGCGUCAAGAGGCCCAGCGACUUGGUCGUAUUCUGCGGGCCAAGCGUCGAAACGACGAAGGCUUCAAUGCAUUCUUCUACUCCCUUGUGUCGAAAGACACAGACGAAAUGUUCUACUCGUCGAAGCGCCAAGCGUUCCUUGUCGACCAAGGUUAUGCCUUCAAGGUGAUCACCCACCUCCAAGGCAUAGAGAAUCUGCAAGGUCUUGCAUACGCGACACCCGGUGAGCGCCGCGAGCUUCUGCAAGAAGUCAUGCUGCAGAAUGAGACCUCGGCGGAGGUGGAGCAUGUCACGGACGACCUUUUCUCGGAGCGCUCCGGCGGCGCCAAGGGCAAGAAGGCGGCUGUGAAGCGGAGCGCCGCUACACUGAGUGGAUUGGCUGGAGGCGAGGACAUGGCUUACGUCGAGUACAACCGGAGCCGGAACAAGCAGCUGAAAGACAAGGGAGCGCACCACCCUCUGUUCCGAAAGAUUGAACGGGAUCUUCAAAAGAGGAAGAAGGAUAUGGCGGACCUCCGGUGA